Saccostrea echinata is the source of this 1701-nucleotide messenger RNA. RefSeq lists its product as uncharacterized. The transcript has a single exon. Gene Ontology annotation, cellular component: chromatin; nucleoplasm. NCBI's taxonomy places the organism in Eukaryota, Metazoa, Mollusca, Bivalvia, Ostreida, Ostreidae. Gene Ontology annotation, molecular function: ubiquitin-protein transferase activity; zinc ion binding. Gene Ontology annotation, biological process: positive regulation of DNA-templated transcription. The record is from RefSeq and is a predicted model, not a curated record. The coding region runs from base 1 to 1701 and encodes 566 amino acids.
AUGUACACGGUAAUCUGCACUCUAGGAUCAAGCGCCCAGUGUAAAAUACGACAGUGUUCUCUAUGCCAGAGGGACACAGAAUUCUACUGUAACACGUGUAAACAUGAUCUAUGUCUACAGUGUAAAGAGAAGCAUGUUAUUGAUCUUGAUACAAUGUACCAUGAUGUUGUGAUUUACUGUGAGAAAUUUCAAUACAUCCCAAUUCAAAAGACUUGUGUGAGACAUCCAAUAAGAAUUUCUGAAAACUUCUGCUAUUCCUGUGAACUUCCAAUUUGUGGCCAAUGUGAAGAACACAGAAAUCACAACAUUUUAUUAGACUUUGUAAAAGAAUAUCAAACAAAACGUAAACAACAUAAAGAAAUCAUUCAGAACAUCAGAAGUGAGACUAUUUAUAACAACUGUUUUCUCCUGGCAACCAUUAAAGCUGAUAUUAAAACUUGCCACAAUGAAAUCUCUAAGUUUCAGUCAGAAAUGUCAAAGAAAGCACACAUAAUAACUGACGUCAUUUAUUCUGUGAUAUGUUCUUUAAAUGAAAGUUUUAUCUGUAGAGUAAAACAACAGAUAGAAAAAAUGCACAGACACCUAGCCAGAAUUGAAAACUGCGAACACAAAUUUGAACAGUUUACACACAGACAAGUAAAAUUACUCAAAUUCCUAAAGAAAGCACGCAUCUUCAAGAAAGAAGAGAGUCCUAAUACAUCACAAAUUGUCCUAACUGAUGAUAUCCACAUUGAGGUUGUGAAAAGGGUACUGAAUGCAAUCCAAAUAACAGAGAGAGGAAAAAGAAAAAUUAAAAAUGAAUCUGUCCUGAAACUGAUGUAUACAUCCGUGUUACACAGAAAUUUUACAGUGACAGGUGUUGGUGAUGUAUAUCACAUUUCACGUGUUACAUCAGAUUUGUUAUGGAUCAGUGAUUACUGGGAUGAAAAUGUAAUUCUGACAAACACAGCAGGUGACAAUCUGCAUCAUUUACCAGAUAUACCUGGUAGUUAUGGAGGUAUACACACAGUAAAUAGUAAAGGUGAUCUUAUAUAUAUAGAUAGGUAUCACUGCAUUAACAAACUAUCUAAAGGUAAAAACGAAAACUCAACACUGAUAGAAAUAAAGAAACCAUGGAAACCCCUGUCUGUCUAUUACUCCAAGUCGAAUGAAGAUUUUCUGGUGGGAAUGAGAAAUAUUAAUUCAAAGACAGCCACGAUCAACCGCUACAGUAAAACAGCGGAACACAUACAGACAAUAGAACAAAAUAACACAGGUCAAAAACUCUAUAUGUAUCCAAGAUACAUCACAGAAAACUGCAAUGGAGAUGUUAUUGUGGCCAAUUACCUUUCAAUUCAUCGCGGUGUUGUUGUGGUGACAGACAAUGGAGGAAGACAUCGAUUCUCCUAUACCGGACCUCCAUCAGGAACAGGACUUCAACCACGAGGGGUAUGUACAGAUGCGCUGUUAAAUAUCCUGGUGUGUGACGAGAACACAAAAGCAGUCCAGAUGAUUGACAAAGAUGGCCAUUUCCUCUUAUUGUUGCUUACAGAAAGCGAAGGGGUACACAAACCACGAAGCCUGAGUUAUGAUGAUGAAACAAAUCUUCUUUGGGUCGGAUCGUUAAACAGCAAUAUUAUUUCUGUAUACAGAUACGUAAACAAACAGGAAUAUCUAACUGGUGAUUAUAAAAGGCUACAGAACUUAAUUGUACGGAAAUGA